UAUUGCCAAAUUAACCAACCGAAUGCCCCAAUUGGCAACUGUCAAAUUUCCGUGUUGUCAAACAAUUGUCAAGAGAAUGAGAUCAUAGCAAGAAAUUUUGGGUUGGUCUACGAUUUGGCACUUCGUCACUAAAAUGGGGCUAUUUGGGAAGACGCCCGAGCGGAAUCCUAAGGACAUGGUGAAUGAGUGGAACUCAAAAUUGAGGAAAGAGGGGUACCAACUGGACCGUCAGAUCAGAUCCAUUAAGCGCGAGGAGGAAAAGGUGAAGCGGUCGCUUAAGGAGGCUGCCAAGAAAGGGGACAAGGAGACGUGCACAAUCCUUGCGAAGGAAAUCCUCCACGCACGGCAGGCUAUAACCCGGAUUUACACUUCCAAAGCCCACAUAAACUCAGUCAUGUUGCAAAUGAAGAACCAAUUAGCGACUUUGCGCGUCGCUGGUUCCCUGGCCAAGUCCACCGAAGUGAUGCAAGCCAUGCAGCGCUUACUCCGCGUCCCGGAAGUGGCCCAAACGAUGCAAAACCUCUCCAAAGAGAUGAUGAAAGCGGGGAUAAUUGAGGAGAUGUUGGACGAAACAAUGGACAGUUUUGAGGACACUGAGGAGAUGGAAGAGGCGGCGCAGACUGAGAUUGAUAAAGUGUUGUGGGAAAUAACGGAGGGUAAAUUAGGGGAAGCCCCUGCGCCCCCCGUUGGCGACAAGGCGGCGGCGGCUGUGGAACAGCCCGAAAGUGUAGAUGUUGAGGAUGAGGAAGAGAUUGAAGAGAUGCAGAGCAGGCUAGCUGCACUUAAAUCCUAACUCGUAACUGAGCUGAAGUAUUUCACCGUUUGCUUUAUUGUAGAUAAAGAAGGAUAUUUUUUUAGUGUAUUUAUGCAACAUUUUGUAUAUAUUAUUAAGAUUCUAAUUCACUAAUUGCCUGUUGACAGUUUAUUGUUUAAUUUAAAUAAAUAAAUAUAAUAUGAAAUUGA
Molecule: messenger RNA, 963 nt
Organism: Tribolium castaneum (red flour beetle)
Lineage: Eukaryota; Metazoa; Arthropoda; Insecta; Coleoptera; Tenebrionidae
Gene: Vps24
Product: Vacuolar protein sorting 24
Exons: 4
Coding region: 134-793 (219 amino acids)
Biological process (GO): endosome transport via multivesicular body sorting pathway; protein transport; late endosome to vacuole transport
Cellular component (GO): multivesicular body; ESCRT III complex
Source: RefSeq, a predicted model, not a curated record